AUGGUGAAUAGUAAUUAUAGUCAGAAUAAGAAGAUAUUGGCGUUGGAUCUCUACAUUGAGAAUAGAGUGAUUUUACCCCGCCAUGAAUUCGAAGCAAUGGACCGGGCCAGAGAGAAGGAAGACCGUGUGUUACGACUUCAUCGAUUGGUUUCUUCCUUUGAUCUCUUUUUGGACUUUUGUAUAAUAACGAGGGAAAUAAAAAAUCAUGUUAGGGACACAGCGCCGAAGGAGAAGGCGUUCUUGGACAACAAGUAUGAACGUGACUUGGAAUUGUCAUUGUUGGAACGAGCUAUGAAGGACUACUUCCAGUCAUUAGAGACGCUCAGAUUUGAAGGUAAUACUAAUAAUGUUGAUGGUGAUGAACAAGUACUUUGUGCCAUUUGUAAAGAUGAGAUAUUAAUUGGUUCGCGGGUCAUUCGCAUGCCAUGCUCUCAUUUAUACCAUGUCUUCUGCAUUGCAGAAUGGCUCAAAAGGAGUCUUAUGUGCCCGUUGUGUCGCUUCAACUUGUCAACCACUUUCCCAAUGUAA
Cornus florida is the source of this 528-nucleotide messenger RNA. RefSeq names its product receptor homology region, transmembrane domain- and RING domain-containing protein 6-like. Bases 1 to 528 code for a protein of 175 amino acids. The record is from RefSeq and is a predicted model, not a curated record. Gene Ontology annotation, biological process: protein ubiquitination. NCBI's taxonomy places the organism in Eukaryota, Viridiplantae, Streptophyta, Magnoliopsida, Cornales, Cornaceae. Gene Ontology annotation, molecular function: ubiquitin protein ligase activity. The transcript has a single exon. Gene Ontology annotation, cellular component: cytoplasm.